Messenger RNA from Antechinus flavipes (yellow-footed antechinus), 2808 nucleotides. RefSeq names its product chromosome 2 C14orf28 homolog (gene DORIP1). Lineage: Eukaryota; Metazoa; Chordata; Mammalia; Dasyuromorphia; Dasyuridae. The record is from RefSeq and is a predicted model, not a curated record. The coding region runs from base 79 to 1011 and encodes 310 amino acids. The transcript has 5 exons.
GGCGGCCAGGGCUCUCCAUGCGCAAGCGGCGGCGGCGGCGGCGGGGGCGGCACCGGCGGUUUCUGCUCCCCGAGGAGGAUGAAGACAUUGUUUGAAGAAAUCAAAGCAUCAAUUAAAAAUAACUAUAACCAAGACCGUUCAUUUUGGAGGCCUGUCCUUCCCUGGGGAGGGGUUUUUACCAUCAAAGCUGGCCGCAAAGCAGUGUCCUGUACACCACUCUAUGUUGAAAUAAAUCUGAAAAAUACCUGCACUAUAGAUGGAUUUUUGAUGUUACUAUAUGUCAUUCUUCAUGAAAAUGAAAAUUUCCCCAGGGAACUCUCUCUUCACUUAGGCAGAGAGUUCGUAGACUGUUUUCUUUACUUAAUGGACUCAUACAGUUUUACAACUGUAAAACUACUCUGGAUUUGGGACAAGAUGGAAAAACAGCAAUACAAAUCUGAAGUUCACAAAGCUUCAUUAAUAAUUGAUUUGUUUGGAAAUGAACAUGAUAAUUUUACAAAGAAUCUGGAAAACCUCAUGUCGACCAUUCAAGAGAGUUAUUGUUCAAACUGGAGAUGUCCAACCCGAGUGCAGGAAGAUCAGCAGCGAACAAUUAACAUAAAUCCUCCCCAAGAAAUACCCCAUGGAAAUUUGAUUCGAUUGGCUGUGGAUGAAUUAUUUUGUUCCAAGAUAGAACUAUGUGAAGAACAAGGCUGUGGUGGGCUAAGAGAAUUUUCCCAGCGAGUUUUCUGCCAUGGAGCACCACCUUUUGUUGUCUUAAAUAUGCAGCACUGGAAAUCUGAAGAUCUGGCAUAUGUACCAUAUUACUUGGAUUUAUCUGAUCACAAGUAUUUGUUGGAAGGUGCCACAUUAUUUAACAAAGAGGAACAUCAUUAUUCUGCAGCUUUCCAGAUUGAUGGAUAUUGGAUGCACUAUGAUGGCCUCAGAAAUGUGAAUUUAAUUUUGUUAAAUAAACCACCAGAGUUUCUCCUCUUGUCAUCGUUGGUUUAUAUUCGAGCAACAGAAAAAUAAAUAUAGACUGAUGCUAAAUUAAAUUGUGUUCCCUCCUGCCCCUCCCCUCCAAAUUAAGGGCUCUUAUUUUCUGUUUACUUGGUAUCCAAGAAAAUUGUUGAACUAUAGUAGUUUCAGAGUUGUAUUAUCCCAUGUUAAGCCCCAGGUAUAUGUUUUAUAUAGAGAAAAAACUAUGCAAAAUGUUUGUAAUUCUUUUUAUAUUUCCUGAUUUAUUUUUAUACAAGGAUAUUUAAUGUUGAAAUAAAAAUUUCUUGUAGACUGAAUUUUGUAUUCAUAUGUACAUCAGAUCUGUUGAAAUUAAUGUAUCUUUAUGCCCCCAAAAUUGCAUUUAUAGUUAAAAUUCUUCAAUUCUGAAUCAACAAUUGGGAAAAGCCAGAUUAAAAUUUACUCAAAGUUUAGAACACUUUGAUAGUAUAAAAUUGAGCUGAGUUGGGAAAUGUGUCUUUGCAUUUCUGCUUCACCUCAUUUCACCCACAACCCAGAGUGCGUUAUGAAAUCAGCUAGGUAUUGUUUGAAUAUGUAAUUGUCAGUGUCUUAACUAUUUUUAUCCAUUUUUUUCUGUCCUAAAAAUAUCAAAUUUUUAAACAUUUUAUAAAUAUAUGUGUGUACCUGUGAUUCUUAUGCAUGGGCUUUGAAUUCUUUUUCUUAAAUAUUGCUAAGAGAAUUUUGAACCAGCUUCUCAAGUAUUACAGUCCUUGCUAACUAAUUUUAAGUAUUAAUUCCCAGGGAAGUAUUACUAAUAAUUAUAUAACCAUCGCAAAAAUGUCUUGUUUCAAAAUUAAAUAUAAAUAGAAGCUAUAAGAGUGAUAAAUGUGCUCUAUUAGAUAUUAAAGUAGACAGAUUUAUUUCUCAUGCUAGUAUAAAUGUAAGCAGUGUGCUUUAUUUUGUUGAAAUGACUAAAAGGAAAACUUGAAAUUAGAAUUUUUGUUUUUGUUAUUUGUCCUAAAUCUGAAUAUUAAUAAUCAGAAACAAAAAUAUAUAUACUUUGGAUAUACAAGUGUCCUUGCUUGGUGAAUUAAUAGUUUUAACAGUUUGGAUUUUGGAUAUCCCACUCCCAAAUUUACAUUUAUCAGAAUAUAAGACCUCAAGAAUCUUAUCUUAUUAUUAAUUCAGUUGAGAAGAAGAAGAUUUUCUAGGAACCAUAGAAGCUACAAUUGGCUUAACAUUCAUUUGGGCAAAUUUUUUUAGAAAUAAAUUCUACUCCUAAUACUACACAGUUUACUUCCAUAGUGUAAUAUUUUUUAUUAAAUGAAUUCUCAAAUUGCCAUUGUGGUCAGAUUGGUAUUUCAGAAUGCAGCUAAGUUGGGGGAAAAUAGAACACAAAAUGAAAGUAUUUAGACAAAAGAUAAAACUGGGGUUGAGCAAUCACUUUUACCAAAAAAAAAAAAGAAAAAGAAAAAAUGUAUGAUUCCUUAUUGUAUUUUUAAAAGAAUUUGAUAUCUAGUCAAACUUUACUGAACAAACCAAGGUACAUUUGGUACUACUCUGGGUUAAAAAGAUUAAAAGUAAUAGCUUACAUUUAUAUAGUGCUGUAAUGGUGGGGUAAAGGAAUUAUAUUCCCUAAAAGAGAGGAUACAGAUAAUACAAAAAUUGAGUCUUUACUAAGAUUAUGCUUAAAAUGCAGAUUUUACUCAAUAUUUUGCACCUUAUUUAAAAUAAAUACUUGAUGCUAGUUGUUACAAAAUGGUGACUUACCUACCUCACAGGGUUGUUGUGAGGAUGAAGAUAAUGUUUGUAAACCUUAACCAUCCUGAAAGGUGCUAAUAAAAAAAAAAACUGAUUUUUUUUUCUCUUUCA